AUGGCUGCCAUUCGCUCUCUUCUCAAUCCGAUGGUAGACGACAAGAACCAAGACAGCAACGACGAAAGCAGAGACGACCCUUCCACCCACGACAGUCAAACCUCGGCCUACUCUGAUGCUGGAGCAGACUUCCACCAGAAGCCAAACCGAAAGAAACAGAAGAUCUGCAAGGAUGCCGCAGUCUUCAAGCCUGGCACCAUCCGAGGCGAAUGUCGAUAUCCACCAUACGAAGAUCAAGACGAAGUGCUUGCGGCGAAACACCGCAUGUACGAGGUCUAUCCUGUCGGCAACAUAGCUUCCUACCCGAGGCACAUUCCUUACAACAGCGAAAAGAAGCUGUACCUGGAGAAGACCGGUAGAGAGAGCUUUGAAGUCUUUCAGUAUCAGUUCAAGAUUCCGGGAGACUCCGUCCAAUACACGAUGCUGUGGGAUUAUAACAUUGGACUGGUCCGAACAACACCCUUGUUCAAGUGCGGAAACUACUCCAAGACAACACCCGCGAAAAUGCUCUCCCGAAAUGUAGGAUUGAAGGAGAUAUGCCAUAGCAUCACCGGAGGAGCUCUGGUCGCUCAAGGAUAUUGGAUACCAUUUGAGGCAGCCAAGGCAGUUGCAGCAACGUUCUGCUUCCACAUUCGCUAUGCCCUGACUCCCGUCUUUGGCAAAGACUUUCCCGACAUGUGUCUCCAUCCCGACUCCGAGAACUUCAGAUCCAUGCAGAUCGAUCCCGAAAUCACCAAGCGAUGUGCGGCGCAGGCUCAGCUCUACCGCGAGUUGGAGCUUCACGAAGCCAUCACCUCUUCAUCCAGCAUACCAAGUCCACAGACGCCCCAGACACCGCCGUUUCAAUCUCAGGUCAAGAAGCUUUUGCCAAAGACACUCAAGGUCAACGACACACGGAGAGAAUACUCCACUGAUUCGGGUUGUGAAGACAAAUAUGAACUCUCUUCGCCUUCCCCACAAAUUGCUUUCAGUGACCCUUGGUCCGCAGUCAACACUCCUCGUUCUCCGGCCCCAAAGAUCUCGUUCACCAAUCCAUGGUCGCCUGCAAGUACCACCCGUUCGGACUCCCCUCACGGUACCUCCCGCAGAGGGCGGGCUGCGGCAAAUAUUCCACGUUCACAUACGCCUCUUGAUCUCCUGCCACCACCGCGAAAACUACUAUACCCAGCGCUCAACGCGACGACGGCGAAUGGUGGGAAAAGUGCGGCUGGUGCUCGUGAGGUGUUCUCGACCGAGGGAGUUUCUCCCAAAUCGCAGGCAGAGCGCAUGGAUAUCGACGAAUACUACGACGCCGGCUCAGAUGACUCGGAAGGGCCCAAGGUGGAUAUGAGAGGUAGAAAGAGAUCAUCAAGGGGGUUCAACGAGACCAAAGCAGCCUAUGUCUUGAUGAAGUUGCGGACGCAGACAGACAGUGUAAAGACAGGGUUGAAGUCGUUGAAGCGUCGAGCGUCCAACUAA
Messenger RNA from Capronia epimyces CBS 606.96, 1458 nucleotides. RefSeq lists its product as uncharacterized. Lineage: Eukaryota; Fungi; Ascomycota; Eurotiomycetes; Chaetothyriales; Herpotrichiellaceae. The record is from RefSeq and is a predicted model, not a curated record. The transcript is spliced from 4 exons. The coding region runs from base 1 to 1458 and encodes 485 amino acids. Gene Ontology annotation, molecular function: DNA binding.